Messenger RNA from Alternaria burnsii, 672 nucleotides. RefSeq lists its product as uncharacterized. The transcript has a single exon. Bases 1 to 672 code for a protein of 223 amino acids. The record is from RefSeq and is a predicted model, not a curated record. NCBI's taxonomy places the organism in Eukaryota, Fungi, Ascomycota, Dothideomycetes, Pleosporales, Pleosporaceae.
AUGGCUAGUCUUCCCGCCAUCGACGUCUCAAUCACUGCUUCGCCUGCCGUUUUCGAUAUCGACGGAUCGACCGAGUUGAGUAUUAGGCUCAAUCUUACACUUCGUCACGAUAGACCAAUCACAUUGUACAAGAGAGAGACCAGUCUCUUCGACGGCAAGAUCCUUCAUGCUCAGGGGCUUACAUUCACCGAUACCAAGACCGGGCAGCAUGUGCCACGCAACACGAUCAAUAUAUGCUACUUCCAAAGCGAAGGCGGGAUAUCAUGGGCUACUAGAUGUAACUACGUUACACUAUAUCCAGGGCAUACACAUGUUAUCGAGACACGCAUUAUACCUUGGAACGCUGACGGACAAGAAAAGACGAGCUCCACAAACGACACUUCGUGGCUGAGAACGAUCAGGUUUGCUGGAUUCAAAGACGGACAUACAUACCGAGUAGGAAUAGCCAAUGAUGCUGUGGUUGAUAAGUGGCUGGAAGGGUCGAUAUGGGGGAUCUUGGGAUGGCAGGAAUUAGGUUGGGCACCGAAGACUGUGCGCGCGGAUAUCAGGUAUAGAGUCGUUGAGUCGACGGAAUUCGCCAUUAAGCGAUCUGAUGCCCAAGAGCCAUCCAGAGGUCUUGUCUCGAUGGUUGAUGCGCUUCACCGAGCGUCCGUUGACCAGGAAAAGGCUUAG